Messenger RNA from Dacryopinax primogenitus, 1823 nucleotides. RefSeq names its product Mfs1.1. Bases 58 to 1524 code for a protein of 488 amino acids. Gene Ontology annotation, molecular function: transmembrane transporter activity. Gene Ontology annotation, biological process: transmembrane transport. The transcript has 2 exons. The record is from RefSeq and is a predicted model, not a curated record. Lineage: Eukaryota; Fungi; Basidiomycota; Dacrymycetes; Dacrymycetales; Dacrymycetaceae.
GUAUAAUCUGGAGGUUUUCUUGCUGGCAACGCUCCAUCUGCAGGACCUGAUCUGAUCAUGUCCGCCGUGACCCAUCCUGACUAUGGGUCAACCUCAACUUCUGCCCUAGAGCCUAAGACAGCGGUCGAGCGUACGACGGUCGUCACAACCGUCCCCGACGCCGAUGCCGAUGUCGACGAGAUGCCGCCGCCGCCAGCGGACUUCAAGACCGACCUUGGGUUCUGGAUCAUCAUUCUCUCCCUGGCACUCAUACUCUGGCUUGCUGCCCUCGACCUAUCAAUCGUUUCCACCGCUCUGCCUACUAUCAUCUCUGACCUCCCUGGGUCCACCUCGUUUGUCUGGGUAGGGAGCGCAUUCACGCUUGCCUCCACUGCCAUACUCCCGCUCUCUGGGAACCUCGCUCAGCUCUUCGGCAGGCAGGCAACUGUGCAGGGUUUCAUCGCCUUGUUCGCAGUUGGCUCGGCGGUUACGGGUGCAGCCAAGAACAUGCAAACGAUGAUUACUGGUCGAACGAUCCAAGGUCUUGGUGCUGGGGGAAUGCUCGCCCUUGUCGAUAUCAUCAUCGCGGAUCUUGUCCCACUCCGUCAACGUGGCCUGUAUGAAGCCCUCCUCUCCGGUAUUUGGGCCGUAGCUAGCGCGGCGGGACCACCGCUUGGUGGAGUACUCGCUCAGGUCGGCCAGUGGAGAUGGAUAUUCUUCGCGAACUUGCCACUUUGCGGGAUAGCAGCAGCCAUGGUAUGGCGGUUCCUGAAGCUCAAGCGACCGCCAGGAAGUUGGAGGAGAAAACUAAGACGAGUGAACUAUAUUGGCAACGCGAUUGUCAUGGGCGCCGCGACAUCCGUCAUCCUCGCUCUUACUCAAGGUGGAGUCGACCAUCCCUGGUCAUCCUACCAGAUCCUCGUACCUCUUAUCAUCGGUCUCCUCGGCAUGGUGAUAUUCUUGGUAUAUGAAGCCUUCUUCUGUGUCGGGGAACCGAUGGUGCCGCUAUCGAUGUUAUCGAAUCGCACCGUACUCUCGGGAUACGCUGGAACGUUGGUCCACGGACUCGUGUCCAUCCUUCUGCUGCACUAUCUCCCUGUCUUCUUCCAAAGCGCGAUGCUCGCCACGCCUCUACGCUCUUCCGUCCAGUCACUACCGACUGCGCUGACGAUCGCAUCAUUUGCCAUCAGAGCAGGUGUCAGUGUUGCAGUCACCUCGCACUACGUUUCCCAAAACGUUGCCGCUUGGAUCAUCUCGAUCGUCGGCUUUGCCCUACUUUCCACGUUCCAUAAAGACAGCAGCACGGCGCAAUGGGUAGGGUAUCAAGUCCUCGUCAGUUCAGGCAUGGGCGUCCUCUGGAUCAGCACCGAGUUCCCGGUCCUAGCGCCUCUACCCACGAGCAAGAAUGCGCACGCCCUUGCUUUCUUCGCUUUCCUCCACACAGCUGCCAACACCUUCGGGGUGACUAUUGGUGCCGCCGUGUUACAGAACGAACUGCGCCGCCUUCUCCCACCUACGUUCAGCGAAAGUCUCCCGCAACGAUAGACAUCGCCUACGCUGCCAUCCCUGAGAUCUCUCGCAUGCCCCAACCGUUACAGGACCAAGAGCGCGAUGCAUUCGCCGAGAGUUGUCUACAUUGUGGAAAAUCACGGCGGGGUUGUGGGGGCUCGGUCUGCUCACGUGCGUAGGGAUGAGACAGUUGAAGAUGAAUGAAGGAGUUGAUGAGGAAUGGGGAACGGAAGUGAAAAGGGAGGAAAGAGUACCGCUCGCUCCUGCUAGUCAGGAGCAGCCGAAUGUGGAAGAGGAAAUAGCUUAAGCUUGAUGCUGAAGAAAGCGAGAAUUUC